UUGUAUAUUACGCACUUCAAACAACGUAAUAAAAAAAAUCAAAGAAUUGCAUUAGCUUAACUAUAUUUUUGGCAAUAGGAGAAUGUUAAAAACAAUAUCAAUUAUAGAUAUUGUUAGACAUGCUGAAGUGAUCGUUUAAUUUUCGAGUGCCUUUUCAAUUAGUUUGCUUUUAACUUUUGGUAUUAAAGGAAGUCUUUAAAAAAAUCUAUUGGUUUUUAUCUUCAACUAAACCAAAUACAUUUCUAUCAAGUAUUUUUGUCUAUUCUAUUAAUAAUAAUAAAUCAGAACGAGAAAUAAUUUUAAGUCGAGGUUAAAAUGCGUAGUAAAUGUAUUUAUGUUUUAAAAAUACUUGUGCUGUGGUUCUGUCUAAUAAGUGAUUUGCAGGGAUCGAUCAGUGCUAAACCGUAUAAUAAAAGCACUUCAGUAGCCUCGGCUUCUCGAGAGUUGUAUAAACGUUUUUUAAGAACACAAUCGUUACCAUUUGAAGAUUGUGGGUCUCAGUACGAUAUACUGUAUCUCGAUAUAUCAUGUUGCAGUGAAAUACCUUGUCAAAUGAAGAGAGGUACUAAACCGACAGUCUAUGUUAUAUUUGAUGACGAAGGCAGUAACACUACUCUAUUGAAACAUCAAGUGCGCUGGGUAUUUAAUGCCAUAAGAACUGAAGCAUCAAUAACACCUGAUCCUUGUGAUGGAAAUUUGGAAUGUUUGAAAAAUAACAAUGACGGAAAAUCAUAUUGGGCCACUAUAAAUGUGAACAACACACUACCAACGAUUAGCGGUUCUAUGAUAUGGGAAGCAGCUGAUGCUAACAACAAUAAUGUAAUUUGUUUCAAAGUUCCAGUUGUCGUUAUUAAUUAAAAAGUGAAAGUAUUAUGAAAGCAAAUAAAAAUGUGUAUUAAAUAUAA
Molecule: messenger RNA, 905 nt
Organism: Teleopsis dalmanni
Lineage: Eukaryota; Metazoa; Arthropoda; Insecta; Diptera; Diopsidae
Gene: Npc2f
Exons: 4
Coding region: 316-858 (180 amino acids)
Biological process (GO): sterol transport
Molecular function (GO): sterol binding
Source: RefSeq, a predicted model, not a curated record